AUGGCCGCGGCCGCGGCGGGAGGAGCCCCGGGUCCGGCCCCCGGCCCCUCCAGGCCCGCGCCGGCUGCCCGGAACCCGCCGGCCGUGCCGCGGAGGCGCGGGGACUCCCGGCGCCGUCAGGCCGCCCUCUUCUUUCUCAACAACAUCUCCCUUGACGGACGGCCCCCGAGCCUGGGUCCCGGAGGCGAGAAGCCAGCGCCGCCGCCGCCACCGCCCACCGAGGCCCGCGAGGCGCCCGCGCCGCCGCCCGNUCCACCUGGAGGCCUCCCGGGGCUGCCAGCCAGGCCCGCGCCCCAGGGCCUGCUCAGCCCCACGACGGCGCCCACCGGCCUUGGCCUGGACGGGCAGCGCCAAAGAACCAAGCAUGCAUCUGGAUCGCCAAGACACAAAGGCCUGAAGAAAACCCACUUCAUCAAGAACAUGAGGCAGUAUGACACAAAGAACAGCAGGUGAGCGAGUGUAGGGCCAGGCCUGGGACGGCCACUGUGCUCCCGGACCAGGCCAUGUCUCUGGAGGCCAAAAAUAUGAGACCUGAGCCCUACCCCUGUUGGCAGCAGCCCCUUCUCCAUCACCCAUUGUCCCCUGACCCUCUAUAUUAUAUGCUAANACUGGCUAGCAUAGCCAGGCCAGCAAGCCACCACUGUAUAAUCCCAGGGAAGGGCCACCAGCUGGACACAGAUCUUAAGAAAAAGAGACUAGGGAAAGCAAAAAUGCCUCCCCACUCCCCAAAUGUGCCCAGGAUGGAAGGUGCAACCAUAUUUGGGGUGCAUAUANAGGAUAAGGCAGGGCUAUACUUGACAGCACUAAGAGUUACAUUGGGGACACACAGAUGGAAAUGAGGUAUAUUGGGGGACAUAUGAGAGGCUUAACUCAAACUAGUAUUUGGGUCCCCAGAACAGUGCUAGGCUAGAAUCUGGGCAGCUGCAUAUGCCUGCACUGGUGCAAACACACUACCUGUCACUCUGUUCUCAGUCCCUUCCCCGCUGUAGGUCACUGUGAUAAGUAUCCCCAGGAACUAUUGCUGCAGGACCUGCAAAUCCUAAGUCCUGAGACCACAGGGUGGCCUAUGGUUAUAGCUUUGAGCAUCCAGGGGCCCNAGUCCUAANCCCCCCUAGAUAGCUUAGUUCUGUAUUAUAUCUAGGUGUUCUCUAUUAGCAGUAAGUCUUGUGUUUGCCUGUA
Mus caroli (Ryukyu mouse) is the source of this 1179-nucleotide messenger RNA. NCBI's taxonomy places the organism in Eukaryota, Metazoa, Chordata, Mammalia, Rodentia, Muridae. The record is from RefSeq and is a predicted model, not a curated record.